Meloidogyne enterolobii is the source of this 1780-nucleotide messenger RNA. The record is from the annotation of a GenBank genome assembly. NCBI's taxonomy places the organism in Eukaryota, Metazoa, Nematoda, Chromadorea, Rhabditida, Meloidogynidae.
UUCCUUAAACUUUCCAUUAGAUUUGGGUCCAUUUUAUCGAAACCGUAUGAGAUUUCUGGCAAUGUCCGUCUUUUUAGUUAUCGGUGAAGAUGAGCGGGAUUCCUCUUUUUUUAAUAAAAUUCUGCAAGACAUCUGAGACUGAUAGUUAAUUGGCUUUAUGCCAAACGAUUUGUCUUAUCACAGUGUCAGAAUAACAGGAGUCUAAUCUUCCUUUUUUACUAUUUUUUGAAAAAGUGAUUAGUUUUUUUGAUAAAAAUAGGUCCGAACAUUCAUUAAUUAAUAAUUUAAUUUUUUAUGAAUAUAGAUUUCAAAUAUUUACUUUGACAUUUUCUUCUAUUUUUCUUCAAUAAUUAAAAAGUAGAGAAAAGUUCAAGUCUCUUUUCUUUGCGGUGCCAAAAUGGCGACCGCUUCUGCAACUGAUCAAGAAAAGAAAGAAAAUAAGGAAGAAGAAAAGAAAGAAGAAAUUAAAUUAAUCGAAAAUAAAAUUAAAGAAAAUGAAAAAGAAAAAAUUGAAAAAAAUGAAAAAGAAGGAAAAGAAGAAAAUGAUUCUGAACCAGAAAUUAUUAAUUCUAAAAGAGAUUUUUAUGUAAGUACAACAGAAUUAGAAACAGAAGACAGUACUGAUAUAGAUAUACCUAAAAAGAAAUUUGAGAAAAUAAUUAAAAAUAAUUCAACCCCUCCUUUAUCUAAAUCAAAUACAGCAACAGAUUUAACUCUUUCAAUGUCACAAAUUAUUGCUGCAAAGGAGGCUAAAAAGCGACAACAAAAUUCUGUAAUGGGACGUUCAAUUUCUGAAAUAUUGCGAGCAAAAUUAGCAGAAUUGCCAGUCAGAGAAGAGGGCAACUUUACUCUGGGAUUUUCAAAAGUUUUCCACACAAGGACUCGUUUUUUGAUGAUGAUACUUUGUUUGUUGUGUUUAGCCUCUGUUUGGUCAAAUAUUUUGUGUUUUAAUUUUGCUUUAAUUUGUAUUGACCAUGCUGAGGGGAUUGAGAUGGAAGCUGUGGAACAACAACAACAAAUAAAUGGAAGUGAUGGAAGUAUGUCACUAUUGGAGAGUGUAACUGAAAAUGAAAGUUUUGGAACAAAUUCUUCUUUUUCUACUUUGGACAACAAUAAUUCGACACUUAAUAAUAACAGCAAAACACCACCAAGACUACACUUUACUGCUAGACAACGAAUUUUUCUUACGUCAACAGUUGCAUUGGCUGCUUUAAUUUCCAACUUUGCUGUUGUCUCUUUGGUAAACCAUUGUGGAAUCAGAACAGUUUUUGCAUGCUUGGGAAUGCUUUCAGCUUUAUCCACUUGUCUUUUGCCAGCUGCUAUUGAACUUGGGUUUUACUAUGUUUUAGCCUGUCGAUUUCUUCAAGGAAUUGCAUUUUCCGCCAACUUUCCAGUUAUUGGCUCAUUCACUUCAAAAUGGACAUAUUAUAAACAAAACGGCCUUUUCGUUUCUGCCUUAGUUGCCUAUGUUCAAUUAGCACCAGCAAUUACUAUGCCAGUAAGCGGUGCUCUUUGUGAAUUACUUGGUUGGCCUUCAGUUUUCUUUGCGCAUGGUGGUGCUUGUUCUAUUCUUUUCUCCCUAUGGGCCUUAUUUUUUAGAAAUAGCCCAAGUAAUAUUUUUAGUUUCAUGUUGUUUUAAUAAUCAAGAUUUUGAUUAAUUAAAUUUUUUAUUAAAAUUUAUCCACCUAUUAGAACUUGCAAGAAUUUUAAUAGUCAUACUAUUAGCAAAAAAUAUCGUUUAUUAUUAGAGGGUCUUACAAAGAAGAAGCUGUGGAGGUGU